UAAUCCAUCAUCGACAUUUCUCAUCAACGCGACGCAACGAAAUUCAUUAUAAUACCUAUCAAAGAAGAAAUAAAUUUUCUUUCACAGUUAAAUUAUCGACCUCAACAACUUCCAGGAUCCAAAUAACGAGGUUUAUUCAAGGGAAUUAUUACAGUUCAGCUAUUGCGACAAGAUUAUCGACAUCUUAAACUCUUUCAAAAAGACAUCACCAUGGCAUCUCCAUCAUCCAGUUCAGGCGAAGACCACAAGAAAAAUGAGGAACAAAUCACUUUUAGAUUUUGUAGUGAAUGGUAAGCUUCCAUUGCAUCUUCAGCGGAUUUUGUCGCAUCUGCUAAUCAGUUUCUAGUUCAAACAUGUUGUACCCAAAGGAGGACCCCGAUACUCACCGUCUACAAUUCGCAUGCCGUACUUGUCAAUAUUCAGAGGAGGCCGUCUCCUCUUGUGUAUUCAGAAAUAUUCUCAAUAACGCCGUUGGUGAGACUGCGGGUGUGACUCAGGAUGUUGGAUCUGAUCCCACUGUGGGUUUACCCUUUUGUCUUUUAUGCGGCCAUGUGGUCAUUUGUGAGGGAAGGGCGUCGAGUGCAAUGGGUGUGGGAGAAGUUUUCGUAGGGGAAGGUGGUGGGGUUUAUUGAAUAGAGUUCUGCGGAAGUUCUGAUGGCUGUUGUGGUCUUUUCGAAAACCUCCGCUGACAUGCCAAUUUUCUCUUGUUCUAGCUUCCACGAUCAAAUAAGACUUGUCCUGCUUGCAGGAACGAGGACGCUGUAUUUUUCCAAUCUCAACAGAGAUCUGCGGAAACAGGAAUGGUAAGCUACGGGAUUUAUGAGUAUUAAUAAGUCUUGCUAAUGAGAGGUCCUAGAAACUUUUCUACGUGUGCUGCGCGUGCGGUCAUAUCUUCCAGUAAUACCCCGGGGUUUUCGGUUUCGAGGAAGGCGUUGUUAUCUGGGAGAACAGGCUUAUGGAGUCUGUUGCAUGCGUUGGGGAUAUAUUAAAAAUUUCAUGAGUUUCUGGGGCAUGGCAAUCAGUACG
This is a messenger RNA of Sclerotinia trifoliorum, 1026 nucleotides long. The record is from the annotation of a GenBank genome assembly. Lineage: Eukaryota; Fungi; Ascomycota; Leotiomycetes; Helotiales; Sclerotiniaceae.